AUCCGAAACGACGACUCUGUGUCUCACCUUUCCACUAAUACACACAAAGAGAAAACACCAGACUAUAGACUUUUUGUAUUCAGAUGGCGGAGCAGCUCACGGAGGAGCAGAUCGCAGAGUUCAAGGAAGCCUUCAGCCUCUUCGACAAGGACGGCGAUGGCUGCAUCACUACCAAAGAGUUGGGGACAGUCAUGAGAUCUUUGGGCCAAAAUCCCACCGAAGCUGAACUGCAGGAUAUGAUCAAUGAAGUUGAUGCUGAUCAAAAUGGCACUAUUGAUUUCUCUGAGUUUCUGAAUUUGAUGGCACGGAAAAUGAAGGAUACUGAUUCUGAGGAGGAACUCAAAGAAGCUUUCAAGGUGUUUGAUAAGGAUCAGAAUGGCUUUAUUUCUGCUGCAGAGCUUCGACAUGUAAUGACAAAUCUCGGAGAAAAGCUGACGGAUGAAGAAGUGGAUGAGAUGAUACGAGAAGCAGAUAUGGACGGUGAUGGUCAGGUGAAUUAUGAGGAGUUUGUGAGGAUGAUGCUUGCAAAGUGAUCUUUGGAGUUGUUUUCUUGUAAACAAUGUAGGGACACGAGAUACAAGUAGUUGAUGUAGAAGCAGUGGUAGUAUCUCAUGUAAGACUGUUGUUUUAUCCAUAAAUUAGUCAUUGGCACUAGUGUGGAUUUGUAAACUGAUGCUUGUUUUGUCUUUUUUUAUACAAUCCAAUUGAUUCAA
This is a messenger RNA of Alnus glutinosa, 713 nucleotides long. Its product is annotated as calmodulin. The record is from RefSeq and is a predicted model, not a curated record. The transcript is spliced from 4 exons. The coding region runs from base 84 to 533 and encodes 149 amino acids. Gene Ontology annotation, molecular function: calcium ion binding; enzyme regulator activity. Lineage: Eukaryota; Viridiplantae; Streptophyta; Magnoliopsida; Fagales; Betulaceae.